Molecule: messenger RNA, 2496 nt
Organism: Tripterygium wilfordii
Lineage: Eukaryota; Viridiplantae; Streptophyta; Magnoliopsida; Celastrales; Celastraceae
Product: calmodulin-binding protein 60 A-like
Exons: 7
Coding region: 401-2068 (555 amino acids)
Biological process (GO): regulation of salicylic acid biosynthetic process
Cellular component (GO): nucleus
Molecular function (GO): DNA-binding transcription factor activity; calmodulin binding; sequence-specific DNA binding
Source: RefSeq, a predicted model, not a curated record
GCAGCAGCAAACAGAGAGGGGGAGAGAGAGAGAGAGUGUAGAGAUGAGGAGAAGAGUUUCACGGCGGAGAAGCAUCGCAGACGUUGCCAAAAUUCAGAUGAUGCAAUACAUACGGAGAGAUUAGAUUAGGUAGAUAGGCAUGCUACAUACACACUAUUCGAAACUCCAUUUGGAUUUUUCUCAAUUCAUUUUAAUUAUUUAUUAUCCAGUGGGCCGGUGUGAUUUGUGAGGGGCAAAGUGUUAAUAUAUUCCUUCGUUCUCUUGGGCCGCAUGUUGGUCUCUCUGUCUCCCGUUCUUGUCGUUCUUGAUCGUUCUGUUUUUCUGGAAAUUUUGAACUGUUUUUGUUGAUGGUUGAGGUGGUGGUGGCGGUGUUGGCCUAGUUUGGGAUUUUUUUUUUAUAAUGUCGCAGAAGAGGCAGCAGGAGGAUGGAAAGGCUCGAUCGGAAGGGAAUUUUUCAGAGGAUAAGAGGAGAAAAUUGAAGAACGUGGUUCAAGAUGUUAUGAGGAUGCAGUCACUUCAGCGUUAUUUAGAGCCGUUGAUUCGUAGAGUGGUCAAGGAGGAAGUUGAGUCUGCUCUUAAAAGGCAUCUAUCCAGCAUUAAACAGAACAGCAGGAAAGAGAUGUGUACUACUGAAUCUAGAAGCUUGCAACUGCACUUUCUAAAUAAUCUCUCACUUCCAGUUUUCACUGGAGCUCGAAUUGAAGGAGAAGAUUGUUUUGCUAUCAAAGUUGCUCUUGUUGAUGCUAGUACUGGGAAAAUUGUUAGCACAGGUCCUGAAUCCUCUGCCAAGGUUGAAAUAGCAGUUCUCGAGGGGGACUUUGAUGGUGAUGACAACAACAUCUGGACACGUGAAGAGUUCAUAAGUAAUAUUGUUAGAGAAAGGGAGGGGAAAAAACCCCUUCUUACCGGAGAUGCAUUUCUGAAUCUUAAGGAAGGCAUUGGUUUCAUUGGCGAGAUCUCAUUUACAGACAAUUCUAGCUGGACAAGGAGUCGGAGAUUUAGGCUUGGGGCUAGAGUUGUGGAUAACUUUGAUGGAACUAUAGUUAGAGAGGCAAAGACGGAAUCCUUCAUUGUCAGAGAUCAUCGCGGAGAAUUGUACAAGAAGCACCAUCCCCCAUCUUUAUUGGAUGAAGUAUGGAGAUUAGAAAAGAUUGGAAAAGAUGGAGCUUUCCAUAGACGUCUCAGUCGAGAGAAUAUCAAGACCGUGAAAGAUUUCUUGACCCUGCUCGUUAUAAACCCUCCAAGGCUUCGGCAUAUCCUUGGCACAGGAAUGUCUGCUAAAAUGUGGGAAGUUACUAUUGAGCAUGCCCAAACAUGUGUCCUUGAUAAGAAAAUCUACAUGUACAGCCCUCAUGGUUCUCCACAGAAGACCGGCGUGGUCUUCAACAUUGUGGGUCAGUUGCUGGGGUUACUCUCAGAGUGCCAGUAUAUUCCUACGGAAAAGCUGUCUGAAACUGAAAGGGUUGACGCUCAAAACUUGGUAAUUGCUGCAUUUGAACACUGGGAGGGAGUUGUCUCUUUUGAUGAUGAAUCGUCUCUAACAGGAGGCAUUUCACAGUUGUCUAAUGUUCUUCUCAGCUCAAGUAUAACCACAACAGAGAAGUCUAAUGCAAGCACGCUUUUGGCCUCAUAUAGGACAGGUGGAUUUGAUUACGCUCAGCCAGAUCCCGCCUCACCAGAUAUCAUGCCAUCAACGUAUCCUGUUGGGAGUGCAAGUGGCUUGGAUGAUUAUGCCUUGCAUGGUAUCCAAAAUAUUGAUCUUAAAUACGACCAGACUUUGAGUUUUGGUGGCCAACUUCCCAACUCCCUGAUCUGUGACAUAGAAUCCAUAAACCAAUCUUUCUGCGAUGGUGACCAUCUUCAAUUUUUCGAUACUGAUCUUCAGACUCAGAAUGUCAGUUUGGAAUCAGAAGCUGAUUUACAGAGUGCACUCGAUAGCUUCCUGUCUCGUGCUACUAUCUGUAAAGCUCAAACGAGAUGGACUAAAAUCUCAAGUGUAUUGAAGUGGUUCUCAAUACGGAAACUUGUGGCAUUAAAACGGAGCCGUGUCCGAGAAACUCCAAGGUGAUGUAGGUAGUACAAAUAAUUGGUGUGGAAAUAUAUCACAAAUAAGCGCUCCCCGGUUAAAAUUUGUGCAGUUUAGAGUGAGACAUUAGAUUAGAUGUAGUCAUGUAGAUAUAGCUGGUUCAUAAAUCUCGACUCUGCUGGCAGCAGACGAGACGAUUCCCAUGCCCUUCCAUAUUAAAUUUGUAAGUAUGUAUGAUCCACAAAGUUAUAAUCUUCUGGGUUGUACUGUUGUAGUUGCUUAGCUCGAAUACAGGCACACGGGCGCCCGAAAUCGGUGUGCUUGAAAUUCUGAAGCUUUCCAAGUUAUUUUUGGAUCACUGCAGCAUUCAUUCUGUAUGAUUGGUUCAUUUGAAUUUGUCUGUCCUGUCAUUGAUUUGUAUACAGUUGUAUUAGUCACUUUGCUGCCUGAGUUUUAGGCUUUGGUGUGGA